This is a messenger RNA of Osmia lignaria (orchard mason bee), 1348 nucleotides long. RefSeq lists its product as uncharacterized. The record is from RefSeq and is a predicted model, not a curated record. Lineage: Eukaryota; Metazoa; Arthropoda; Insecta; Hymenoptera; Megachilidae.
AUGGGUCUCCAUUAUACUCUGUAACAACUACUAUCCGUUCUACAAAAAAAUUUGUACAAAUUAUUUAACUGUUCAUAUAUUUAUAAGAUACUUAUAAAGAUAAGAAUUUUUACCAUGUUUGCUUCUAAUUAUAUCAAGGGGGCGACACUAAGCGACGAAAUAAUUCAAACGGUUUUUAACGAACAAUUUGACGAAAACGUAGUAUUUUCCUUGCAAAUUCUAACUUAGAAUUUACUUAGAAUUAGUAUAUGUUUAAAAAUUAAUAAUAGUAUCAGGUUGUAUUUAAUAAUAAGAAUAAGUUUUUUGUAAUAAAUAUAAGAAUAAGAAAAAAUGCAGAAGGAACAACCUGAACCAUCGCAAACCCAUCGAAUUAAAAGGACUCGUAAUGCUUCUACUCCAGAUCGAAUAAAAAAGAAUAUAAUGGAUAGUACAAUGACAAACAUCCGUUUUCAACAUAGGGCAACUAUGUCUGCAGCAGAUUUUGCCUUACCACAAAGUUCUUCAAAGAGAAAACUUACAAUGGAUAGGUCAGUUAUGGGUCCUUCACAGAUACUUUCAGAAGGAAACAGCGUAAUAGAUAGCGAAUCCAAUGAUGUUGAGCUGAAACUUCUUUAUGAUGAAUAUUUACAAAACACAAUGACAGAAAUAAUCUUAAAGAAGAAAGCAGAGGAAAGGAAACAAUUAUUUUUAUCACAAUUGGCAACAAUAGCAAAGGAAUAUGAACACAACGAAGAAAAAUUGUUUGAAUUGAAAACCAGAGAAAGGGACAUAAUAAAUUUAACUAAAAUUCAAAAUGAUAUUGAUAAACAAAUUACAGAUAUAAAUAAUUGUAUUAAAAGUGAAGAUUCUAAAAAAUUAAACGAUAUUUUAUCUAAGUUAUAUAGCCUUUUGCAGCCUUUAGACAAACUUCGUUGUAAUAAUAUAAUUCUUCCUGAAACACCAGAAGAAUGGGAAGAAAUGAUGAAAAACUUUAAAUCAUGCAAUGCUACCUUAGAAUCUAUUAUGGAUUUAAUUGGAACAAAAAAGGAAUCCUAUCAAAACGUUAAUAGUGGUAUUAAAGAGUUUAUCAAUACCUUCAAUAAUAUUGAAAAUUAUACAAAAAGAUUGGAGAAAGAUAUUUCUGAUUUAGAAGCUCUUAUUUUGAAAAGUGCAUCUUUGUCCUUAGCACAAAGUGAUAAUUAAACAUGCUGUUACAUAAGUUAUAUGUUUAGGCUCAAAAACUACUUCUAUGAAUAAUAUCCCACGUAUGAUAAUUCGAGCAGACGUCGCCAUAUUUUGAAAAUUAGUGCAAGCAUUUCAAUUAACAAUCACCAAUUUAUCCUGCUACAGAAUCCUGCCUAUUUACUAC